AUGGAGAUAAGCGGAACCUCCGCCCUGACCAUCUUCCUGUUCCUCGUGCCACUGCUGAUCCUUGUAUCAUCCUUGAGAGCCAACUCCAACUCCAGCUCCAAGAAGAGGCGGCCACCAGGUCCACGGGCGUUCCCCUUGGUGGGCAGCAUCCACCACAUGCUCACCUCGCAGCCACAGGCCGCACUCUGGGACCUCGCCGAGAGGCACGGGCCGGUGAUGCUCCUGCGGCUGGGGCAGGAGGUUCUCCAGGGCAACGACCUCAGCUUCGCGUCGCGGCCGAGCCUCGUCGCCUCGGAGAUCAUCUGCUACGGCCACCUUGACCUCGCCUUCGCGCCCUACGGCGACUACUGGCGCGCGCUGCGCAAGCUCUGCGUGCUCGAGCUCCUCAGCGCGCGCAAGGUCAGGCACUUCGCGCCCAUCAGGGACAGCGAGACCAUGUCCCUGGUCGCCGAGAUCCGCGCCGCCGCCGCCGCCGACGGUGAUGGGGAGGAAGCUGCUACUUUUAACCUCGGCAAGCUGCUGGUGUCGUGCACCAACUCCAUCACGGGGCUGGCGACCUUCGGCGACGGCUGCAGCGGCGAGCGCAAGGAGCAGUUCCUGUCGGCGAUGGCUGUGGUGCUGAGCCACGCCUCGGGUUUCAGCGUCUCGGACCUCUUCCCGUCGCUGUGGUUCGUGGACGUCCUGACCGGGACGAUACGCCGGCUGUGGAGGGCGCACCGGCAGCUGGAUGAGCUGUUCGACAAGAUCAUCGAGGAGUGCGAGGCGAGGUGGAAGGAUGAGUCUGCAGCUGCAGGAGAUAAUCUUCUGAGCAUCAUGCUGAGGGUCCGGGACAACGAGGAGUUCGCCUUCCCCUUCGGCAACGCAAACAUCAAGGCCAUCAUAGUGGAUUUAUUCAUAGCAGGGACAGAGACAAUUUCGUCCACUGCCGAGUGGGUCAUGUCAGAGCUAAUCAGACAUCCAGAAUCCAUGGCGAAGGCACAGGCAGAGGUUCGGACAGCCUUCAACAACAUCAUCCCACAGCACCACGAGUCUCACAUGGACGCGCUACACUACACGAGGCUGGUGAUCAAGGAGACACUGAGGCUUCACCCGUCCGUCCCCCUCCUCCUGCCCCGUCUCUGCCGGAAGACCUGCGACAUCGGCGGCUUUGAGGUCACCGAAGGUUCUAGGAAGCCCGAGUACUGGGGCGACGACGCCGAGGAGUUCAGGCCGACGAGGUUCGAGAGCAGUGUGGCUGACUAUCAGGGCACGGAGUUUCAGUACCUGCCGUUUGGCAGCGGGAGGAGGAUGUGCCCUGGCUCGGCGUUCGGGAUGGCCACGCUGGAGCUCGUCGUGGCGCGCCUCCUCUAUUACUUUGAUUGGAGCCUGCCGGGGACGAUGCGGCCGGAGGAGCUCGACAUGGAGACGAUAGUUGGCGGGACAGCCAGGAGACGCAACCAGCUGCACCUUGUGGCGACUCUGCAUGAUGUUCCUGUCCAAAGUUGA
Molecule: messenger RNA, 1485 nt
Organism: Miscanthus lutarioriparius
Lineage: Eukaryota; Viridiplantae; Streptophyta; Magnoliopsida; Poales; Poaceae
Source: the annotation of a GenBank genome assembly